CUGUCUUGUGCAUCCAAUUCUGCAUCCUCAGGCUCUGCUGCUCCUCCUCCACUCUCCAGCUACACGUACCCAAGCUUACCCAUAACCAAGAACAGACAAGAACUGGUUUCCCUCAUAGAAAACAACUCUGUUGUGAUCAUCCGAGGAGCCACAGGCAGUGGCAAGACAACCCAGGUCCCACAGUACAUUCUUGACCAUUACAAUGAGAAAAAUGCUUCAUGCAACAUUGUGGUCACCCAACCACGCAAAAUCGGAGCCACCAGCAUCGCUCGGUGGGUCGCCACACAGCGGAAGUGUACCCUGGGAAGCCUGGUGGGAUAUCAGGUUGGGCUGGAGAAGAUGGCUACAGAGCACACCCGACUUAUCUACAUGACAACAGGCGUGCUGCUGCAAAAAUUGGUUUCAGCCAAGUGCCUCACCGAGUACUCCCACAUUUUUGUUGAUGAGGUGCAUGAGCGCACAGAGGAGAUGGACUUUUUACUUUUAGUUUUGAGGAAACUCCUGCAUUCCAACUCCCGUUAUGUUAAGAUAAUCCUCAUGUCGGCCACAGUUAACUGCAGACAGUUUGCGGAAUACUUUGGCACUCUUAUUCGUGGCAAAAUGAGCCCUGCCUAUGUGUUUGAGGUUGAGGGGGCACCAUAUGCCAUUGAGGAGUUUUACUUGGAUGAUCUCCAUAACCUUUUCUCACACAAGCAGACUGAGUUCCCUCAUCCAGACGAUCCCUACAUCUCAGCUGAAAUAUACAAUAUCGCCAUCAGUCUAAUCCAAAGUUUUGACAAGAUGGAGGAAAACGAAACCAGUAGCAAGUCUCAGAAAGGGAGUGGAACGACUUUGUCACAGCGAGGCAGCAUAUUGGUUUUCCUUCCUGGUAUAUAUGAGAUAAGGUACAUGCAGGAGGCCUUAUUCAAGCUGGCAAAUAAAAGAUUGCAGAUUUGCCCACUCCACUCCACAGUGACUCUGGAAGAGCAGAACGGUGUGUUCCUGUGCCCUGUCCCAGGAUACAGGAAGGUCAUCCUUUCCACCAACAUCGCUGAGAGUUCAGUGACUGUUCCAGAUGUUAAAUAUGUGAUCGAUUUCUGCUUGGCCCGACGCUUAGUCUGUGAUCCAGAGACUAAUUAUCAGUCUCUACGUUUGACUUGGGCGUCCAAAACCAACUGCAACCAGCGCAGAGGAAGGGCAGGCCGUGUGUCAAAGGGCUACUGUUACCGACUUGUGACCAGAGCAUUCUGGAGGAAUGAAAUCCCAGAAUACAUGAUUCCAGAGAUGCUGGUUGCUCCCUUGGCUUCUAUCAUGUUGAAGGUGAAACUGCUGGACAUGGGAGAUCCCCGUUCACUCCUCUCUACAGCACUCUCACCUCCCAACAUUAGUGACAUUGUCAGGACCGUGCUGCAACUCAAAGAGGCCAGUCACAUAUUCAGUUUUGAGGGUUCUUUCAUGAGAGAGCCAUGUAUGGGUGCAUUGUCUUUGAAAAGUGAUGGCAAAAUUCAGAAUGAUGAUGGUGACCUGACUUUCCUUGGCAUAGUGCUGGCCCACUUGCCCGUUGACCUGUACGUAGGGAAGAUGAUUGUCCUGGGUCAUGUCUUUGGCUGCCUGAAUGAAUGUCUCAUCAUAGCUGCAUCACACUCUCUUAAAAGCUUCUUUGCUAUUCCAUCUAUGCACCAGCUUGCAGGACACAGGAGCAAGAUGGCUUUUGCUGGCUGCACACAAAGUGAUUCUAUAGCUUUUGUUAAUGCCUUCAAGGCAUGGUACACGGCCAAAACGAAAGGACAAUUGAGACACCCUAAGGAUGAGCUGGACUGGGGAAAACAGAACUCCAUUCAGAUCAAGCGGAUCAGAGAGGUUGCUGAGCUGUAUGAGGACCUGAAGAAGCGUGUUUCCCAAUUCAACAUGCAUGUUCUACAUGACUCUCAGUCCUUUGACUACACAAGCACACACAGGCAGAAGUUCAUUCUUCAGGUGGUCAUUGCUGCGGCAUACUACCCAAACUACUUCUUCCAGGGGGAAAUGGAUGAAGAUCUGGCAUCUAAAGAGUUGUGUGGCUUCAACCCAAGAACAACUGUGAUGAUGCGGAACCUCCCGCCUUACAGUUUCUUGUAUUACAAGCAGCUGCUGUCUCACUUCCGCCCUUAUGGGCAAGUCAAAAACAUUUCUUUUGAGAGCUCCAGAGCAUACGUGGAGUUCCACAGGACAUCUCAGGACUCAGGGGUGCUGCCAGAGGUGCAGCUAGCCCUCCUCAUGGCACAUCAAAACUCUUCAAUGGAGAUUUCAGUCUACCCAACUGAACAAAUAGAAAUCUCUGCUGGAAACAGACUUGUAACUCACAUGAAAUAUACACGGGUGAAAGCUGACAUCCAGAGCCAGUCUGUCAGCCCAGUGGGAGUUUUGAGCAGUGCCAUUGACCCAGACAAGCUGCCUCCCAAUCGCUUUUUUGUUGUGAACAUCACUGAGGUGGUUGAAGUUGGUCACUUCUGGGGGUUUCCAGCAGAUGAAGCCAGCUUGAAGAAGCAGCGCCAUCUGACAGCAGAGAUUAACAUGCGUACUCUGUAUCCUGUAACUGUGUCGCUGUACCCCAACCUGCUGUGUCUGGCUCCAUACUCCCAGUUCACUGAACACAACUUGUAUUAUCGAGCCAAGAUCCUGCACAUGCGCGGUAAUACAGUGGAGGUAUUCUUUUUGGACUUUGGAAACACCGCAGUCGUUGAAUGCAAGUGCCUGAAAGAGCUGCCUUCUGAGCUGCUAUCUGAGCCAUUUCAGGCGAAAGAGUUCCAACUUGCUGGAAUGCGUCCUUCAGCCCAGUCACUCAUCCUGGGGAACCAGUGGAGCAGCCGUGCCCGCAACAGCUUUGUAACUUUGGUGAAGGGCCACUCCCUUAUCGUUUCUCUGUACUCCAUCCUGCAUGGUGUGAUGCGAGUGGAGCUGUUCAUCAACGAGGAGUCGACAAACACCAGUGUGCUGGACAUCCUGGUGAGGGAGGGACAUGCUGUAAGGGCAGAGGAGAGCAUUGAUUCUAAGAAAAGCAAUGAGAUGAUUGUGUCUCUGUACAAAGACUUGGAGAAUGGAACAAACGUUCCCAGCACAAGCAACAGCUCUUGGAGAAAUCGCACCAAGGAGGAAAAGGAACUGAUUGACAGUCUGCUUUCUCAUUUUUCUAAGAGCUCGGUGACCUUUUCUAAAGCAAAGGUUCGUGUGAAUGGACCAACAAGUCCUUAUAAGACAAACUUUUUCAGCUUGAACCUGAAGACCUACUACCAGACUGUGUUCAUUGAAAGGGCCAGUAUGAACUUACUGGUCCUUAAUGAAAACCCACACUACAAACAUCAGAGGAUGCUGGUAGCUGGGACUGUAUCGGUCAACUCAGCAGGCACACACUUAAUGUUGAGAGAUACCUCCAUCAUGCCAGACAUCCCCGGACUCCCAGCACUUGUGACGAUGCUGUUCACCCCUGUCAUGGAGUUGCGCACUGAUGGAGAGAGAACCAGCUACACUGGCGCCCUCUGUGGCUUAGGCAGCCACAGUCAAACACAGGAGGCCAUCCUCCCUGAGCAUGACAUAGAACUGGCCUUUGAUGUCAAGUUUGAUGUUGAGGACAUCAGUGAGAUAAAUGCUUUGAGAGUGGCCAUAAACCGCCUGCUGUGUGACGGACCCAGCAGCACGCUCCAUCUGGGCCCUGACCGGAUCAGUCAGCUGCAGGAGGACUGCAGGGACCGCCUCAUCAGGCUGUUCACCAAGUCCCCACCAAGGGAGGCAAUUACUCCACUGAACUAUGAGAAACUGGGAAAGUGGAACCAGGUGGAUCCUGCUCUGCGGAUGGACAUUGCUGAGCCAGGAGCUGAAAACAGCAGAGGCGUUCUCUUCCAGCUGCAUCCUGUUACUCUUCUCAACAGCUAA
Menidia menidia (Atlantic silverside) is the source of this 3888-nucleotide messenger RNA. The record is from the annotation of a GenBank genome assembly. NCBI's taxonomy places the organism in Eukaryota, Metazoa, Chordata, Actinopteri, Atheriniformes, Atherinopsidae.